UUCUUUCAUUCAAUUCAGAAGGACUGACAUUUUAGAAUGAAGUCAUAUAAAUUUCCUGAGUCAAGGAUUACUCUCACCCCCUCCCUCUGGGAGCCACCCAGCUUGAGGGAGGGAUCUUAAUUUCUCCAGGAGGGAUGGAACCAGAGCCUGCUGCAGAGGAAGCACUGAAUCCUAACCUUCGGACCACUAGGGAAAUUCCCAAGGAUUGCUUUUAACAUUCUUGCCAAAAAAGGAGUUAGUCCAUUUGUUUUGAAACUAUAACAUCUUAUUUUUAUAACUCUGUUUAACAUGCUCUGUAUUAGAUGGCAUUAAAAUGAGGCAAAUUAUUAGUAUUCCUGGCUCUCAAUGGCUUAGCAUUUGUGAUAGCCUGUUUCAAGAUGAGUGAAGAACCCACAGGUUUAUUAAUAUACUGUAGUAAUUUAGCUAUAUGAUAACCUUGAUAUGUGGGAGCUUUAAAAGCUAUCUUUCAUAUGUUCUUAAUCAAUGAAGCACUCUUUAAGCCAAAAGUGGAAAAGAUCUUCAGCAUGGAGUCAUUCCCAUAGGAACUGGAGUAUUUCUAUCAGCAAACAUGCAGAGGUUUGUUUCCUUGUCAUCUCUCUCUCUGAAUUUAGUCACACCUAUAUGCUAAAAUUUUCCUGCUGUCUUCUAGGUAAAUAUGUUGGUCUUGAAUUUAUGGUUUCCACAAUUAAUAAAAGAGAAGUAAUUAGAAUGAAAAAUCUUUGGCAUAGAUUUAUAAUUAUUGACUCACUAUUUUAUAAAAUGUUCAGAAUAAAUAUUGCAGCUUACUUUUACAUGAAAUGUGAGAUUUCUUUGGAUAACCACUUAUAAUUUUUUUAAGGAGAGAAAUGGGAUUUUCCAAAUGACUCUCCUCUUCCUGGAAAGAUUUCAAAUAUUGGAUAGUUGGCUCCUUAUCAAUCUUGAGAAUGAUUAAAACAUUUUUUCUAAAACAACACUGAUAAGCUUUAUUGCAAUUGAUGAAUAAUUGUUAUGCAAAUUUCAUUGUUUUAAAAAAAUUUGAGAUAAAAGAGGAAAACAAAAUUGACUGAUUACAUGAUAUUUAGAAUGCUCUUUACACCCUAGUCUCCUUAAGCCAACUUUGGAAUAAAAUGGGUAUGAACAAAGUGACAAAUACAAUUUGGAUUUCUGAUCAGUAUGGUUUUAGGGGGGAUUAGAAAGAUUAUUUUUACAGAUAACAGUGGAUAUAACACAAAUUUAAGUUGUCCUUCAGGAUGGAAAUGAUGACAUUCACCCUGGGCAGAUUUAGUAAUUGAAAAAAACUUUUAAAUGAGACAAAGAUAAACAUGUUUCAUAUUUCCAGGAGUCAGUAUUUGGUGAAUUCAUUAACAUCAGAGUAAAUACGUUUUUGGACAACUUAGAAGAAGUUGCAUAUUAGCAUUGAUUCCAAACAUCAUCAUGUUGAGAAGGUAACAGACAGUUGGCAUUUUGAGUUAUCUUGUACACAACUGGACUAAAUGUUUAGAGUAAUUUAACACAGUAUAAGGUUUAAGCAGUAGAAAAUUAUAGUUUUAGCAAUUAAAUAAACUUAGUAAGAGGCCAUUCAAAAUUAUCAAGUUCUGAAAUUCUUUAAAAAACCGUAUCACUAGUAACUCACACACACGGGUUUUUUUCACGUUCAUAUACAUAAUAGUGCAGUAGUAUGUUCUCUUAGAUGUCUAUAUCAAAAAUAGAACUCUUCUUGGAAUUCUAACUUCUAAAUCCAAACCACCUUUAAAGAGUUAGUGGUCACACACAAGGAAUGAAAGAAUUAAAGGCUGACAAAAACAGACUAAUAUGAAGGAAUCAAGGAAGAAGCCAAGUAAGUGAAAGAAAUGGUAUGAACGCCAAACGCACUUCCACUUUGACCCACAGGAUGUCGUUGUUCUCCAAGGAGAGGAUCGUUUUAACGGAAAAAAGUAGAUUAUUCCCGGAACAGAAAGACCCGUCACAGAAAGACCCGUCACUGUUCCGGUGCUUUAAAGACUAUACACACACCCAUAUUGUUAAGAUUAGUUGGGAUAUCAGGACUAAGACUCAAAAGAAAGAUCUCGAAAGGACUACAUAUUUCUACUCAGAAAAUGUGAUUAACUAACCAGGAGCGAUGUUAGCUUCAGGAUCUGGUGGCCGGCGAGCCCGGCGCCUCCUGCUCUCGCUUCUGCUCCUCGCAGCCUGGGAGACUGGAAGCAAUCAUGUCCACUACUCAGUCCCUGAGGAGGCCAAACACGGCACCUUCGUGGGCCGCAUCGCCCAGGACCUCGGGCUGGAGCUGGCGGAGCUCGUGCCCCGCCUGUUCCGGGUGGCAUCCAAAGGCCGCGGGGACCUUCUGGAGGUAAAUCUGCAGAAUGGUAUUUUGUUUGUGAAUUCUCGGAUCGACCGGGAGGAGCUGUGCGGGCGGAGCGCGGGGUGCAGCAUCCACCUGGAGGUGAUCGUGGACCGGCCGCUGCAGGUGUUCCAUGUGGAGGUGGAGGUGAAGGACAUUAACGACAACCCGCCUGUGUUCCCAGCGACACACAGAAAUCUCUUUAUUUCCGAAGCUAGGGCUCUUGAGUCUCAUUUUUCACUAGAGGGCGCCUCCGACGCAGAUAUCGGGGAGAACGCUGUGUUGACUUACAGACUGACCCCCAACGAGUAUUUCUCUCUGGAAGUACCAAGCAACGAUGAGCAGGAAAAACCGCUCGAACUAGUACUAAAAAAACGUUUAGACAGAGAAGUCGCUUCAGAGCUUCUCUUGGUGCUCAAAGCAAAGGAUGGGGGCAAACCUGAACUGACAGGCACUGUAAAGAUAAACAUCACAGUGCUGGAUACAAAUGACAACGCCCCAGUUUUUGACAAAGCAGUUCAUCGUAUAAAAUUACUGGAAAAUGCAAGAAAUGGCACACUGAUUAUUAGACUAAACGCCUCAGAUUUGGACGAGGGUUCAAACGGCCACAUUCUUUAUUCCUUUGCAACUGAUGUUUCCUCUAAUACAGAAGCCUCUUUUCGCAUAGAUUCAAACAGCGGAGAAAUAAGAGUAAAUGGAAAAAUAGAUUUCGAAGAAACUAAAUUAUGGAAACUUCAAAUAGAAGCAGUUGACAAGGGAAAUCCUCCAAUGUUUGGUCACUGCACAGUCUUGAUAGAAGUCUUGGACAUCAAUGAUAAUGCUCCGGAGUUACUAGUGACGUCACUGUUGCUUUCUAUUCCAGAGGAUGCUCCACUAGGGACCGUCAUCACUCUAAUCAGUGUAACCGACCGUGACGUAGGUAGCAAUGCCCAGGUGACCUGCUCACUAACACCCCAUGUCCCCUUCAAACUGGUGUCCACUUUCAAGAAUUACUAUUCGCUAGUGCUGGACAGUUCCCUGGACAGAGAGAAAGUGUCAGAAUAUGCUUUAACACUGAUCGCGAAGGACAGGGGCUCGCCUUCCUUGUCCACCACGGCCAGCGUGUCCGUGGAGGUGGCCGACGUGAACGACAACGCGCCCGUGUUCGCGCAGCCCGAGUACACGGUGUUCGUGAAGGAGAACAACCCGCCCGGCUGCCACAUCUUCACCGUGUCGGCGCGAGACGCCGACGCUCAGGAGAACGCCCUGGUGUCCUACUCGCUGGUGGAGCAGCGGGUGGGCGAGCGCGCGCUGUCGAGCUACGUGUCGGUGCACGCGGAGAGCGGUAAGGUGUACGCGCUGCAACCGCUGGACCACGAGGAGCUGGAGCUGCUGCAGUUCCAGGUGAGUGCGCGCGACGCGGGCGUGCCGCCCCUGGGCAGCAACGUGACGCUGCAGGUGUUCGUGAUGGAUGAGAAUGACAACGCGCCUGCGCUGCUGCCACCCGGGCCAGGCGGAGGACCCAGCGCACUGAGCCAGGUGGUGUCGAGGUCCGUGGACGCGGGCCACGUAGUGGCGAAGGUGCGCGCGGUGGACGCGGACUCGGGCUACAACGCGUGGCUGUCGUAUGAGCUGCAGCCGGCGGCGGGUGGCGCGCGCAGCCCGUUCCGUGUGGGACUGUACACCGGCGAGAUCAGCACGACGCGUGCCCUGGACGAGGCGGACGCGCCGCGCCAGCGCCUGCUGGUGCUGGUGAAGGACCACGGCGAGCCGGCGCUGACGGCCACGGCCACCGUGCUGCUGUCUCUGGAGGACAGCGGCCAGGCGCCCAAGGCCUCUUCGCGGGCGUUGUCUGGUGCAGCUGGCGCAGAGACUGCGUUAGUGGAUGUGAAUGUGUACCUGAUCAUCGCCAUCUGCGCGGUGUCCAGCCUGUUGGUGCUUACGCUGCUGCUGUACACGGCGCUGCGGUGCUCGGCGCCGCUCAGCGAGGGCGCGUGCGGGCCGGUGAAGCCCAGGCUGGUGUGCUCCAGCGCGGUGGGGAGCUGGUCUUACUCGCAGGAGAGGCGACGGAAGGUGUGCUCUGGGGAGGGGCCGCCUAAGACCGACCUCAUCGCCUUCAGUCCUAGUGUUCCCCCAGGUUUGAAUUCUGGAGAUAUUGGAGACCAACAGGAGUUUUGCGAGAAUCCACGGCAGCCCAACCCUGACUGGCGUUACUCUGCCUCCCUGAGAGCAGGAAUGCACAGCUCUGUGCACCUGGAGGAGGCUGGCAUUCUACGGGCUGGUCCAGGGGGACCCGAUCAGCAGUGGCCAACAGUAUCCAGUGCGACACCAGAACCAGAGGCAGGAGAGGUGUCCCCUCCAGUCGGGGCUGGUGUCAACAGCAACAGCUGGACCUUUAAAUAUGGACCAGGCAACCCCAAACAAUCUGGUCCCGGUGAGUUGCCAGACAAAUUCAUUAUCCCAGGAUCUCCUGCAAUCAUCUCCAUCCGGCAGGAGCCUACUAACAGCCAAAUUGACAAAAGUGACUUCAUAACCUUCGGCAAAAAGGAGGAGACCAAGAAAAAGAAGAAAAAGAAGAAGGGUAACAAGACCCAGGAGAAAAAAGAGAAAGGGAACAGCACGACUGACAACAGUGACCAGUGAGGUCAUCUAAUGGAAACAAGCCACUUAGCCAAUUUUUGUAAUAAUGGCAGAUCUCUCCCAUGUAGCAACUCCCUACUCCUUUCUCCUGUCCACACAGACCCUCUCUUAUAGACCUCAGAAAUCUGCAGAAAGUUCCCUGUGUCUGUCUAGAUCACAUUUAACAGGUUUUUGUCUUAAAAGCUUUGCUAAGUCUGGUGUUAACUCUUUCUCUCCACUCUGGCUUGUUUGCAGAACCUAAAAAGCAGACCCAAGUUUCCUUUCUCCUCCGCCGCAAAGGAGAGGCUUCCCAGCCCCGCCAGUGAGAGGUUGGACUCUCUGCCCUGUGCUCCGGGGAUCCUGUCUUGAUGACACUUGCAGGGCAGGCUGAAAGGUUUUGAGAUUGAGCAGCUUGAGUGUCUGUGGCUACUGGGUAUGUGUGGCCACCGGGGAUAGGUGAGUGUCAGAUGUUGGCUGGGAUGGGCCAGGUUAGACUAGGAGGGUUGGGAAACAAAGGCAAAUCAACAAUGGGAAGGAUGAAAUGAAAAAGGACCAGACUUUCUAAAUCUUUACAACUCAAGAGGUGGUGGCCACCCUCUAGCAGACAAAAUUCCCUCCACUGACAAGGCUUUGGGAAUCCCUAAGUCUCUUGGCUGUGGUGUCAUUAUACCUAAAACCUGCAUUUUUACCUACAAGCCUGUAGUUCAGUGUUCCAUGGGGGGCCAACCAGGGCAACAGAAGCAGAUCUGAUGUGUUUCCUGUAUAUGUCCUUGUGCUCACUUUAUUAAAAAUUCUUUUGCACACAAUGUUAUGAAAAGGUCAGAUCCUUUUCCAACAACACAUAUGCAAAAGCAAAAGAAAACCCCAACACCUCACUUUAUGCUGUUUGUUGUUUGAUAGAUUUAUUUAAAAAAGAGCAAAUCUAUAACUAUAAAUCUUUAAAGAGAAAUAUGAUUAAUACAACUCCCCUAAACUAUCCUCGAAAGAGAAUUCCGUCUACAGCCAUUUAAAUGAUCAUUGCUGCUACAGAAGUGCUUUAAGAGAAUUGCCUGAAACAUCUGUAUUAUACCGGCCACCUGCCAAUCACAGCUUUACUCUUUCAGGUCACUCUGGGGCUGCCUCUUGCAUGUAUUAAUUACUAAAUAAAAGGAUCUUUCUCUCUCUCUCUCUCUCUUUUCUAAAAAACAAUUAUGUGCACUUUGAAUACACAACCUUCUCUAGACAACUCUAUCAAGACCCAGAAAUUGAAGAAAAAUAUUGUUUUCUCGUACAUAACAGUGAGCAGACUUUUCAAUCCUCGAAUUCUGUGAUUUGUCUUGGAGUGCUAGCCAACACCUUCUCUUUGGUUUAGUUUUCCUUUUCUAUAACACUCUGAAUUGCUAAUCUUGCUAACACCUAUGAUAUUACCUGAACUCAAUCUCCCAUAUGUAUGCUGUAUGCUAUUAUAAGACUCCUGAAAUAUAUUUACUCUGUGCUUGUGUAUGUGAAUGUUAUUGCAACUAUUACCUAGAGUGAACUUUAAGCUUUAUUGUUGAAUGUAAUUCCAUUAUAUUUCCUUUUGUACACCUGUGAAAAAAGUGGAGUAGUGUUUUUUUAACCAUUGUUAAUCAGCUUUUGUGUAUGAAAGACACAGUAAAAUUUCUUUCUUAAAUCAA
Molecule: messenger RNA, 6570 nt
Organism: Bubalus bubalis (water buffalo)
Lineage: Eukaryota; Metazoa; Chordata; Mammalia; Artiodactyla; Bovidae
Product: protocadherin alpha-C2
Exons: 4
Coding region: 2099-4939 (946 amino acids)
Biological process (GO): homophilic cell-cell adhesion
Cellular component (GO): plasma membrane
Molecular function (GO): calcium ion binding
Source: RefSeq, a predicted model, not a curated record